UGAAUUGCUGUGCUCUUCCAGCACCACUGAUCCAGAAUCCACACCUUUGCCAAAUGCUGACCACCUCCAAUCCAAAGGAAUAAAAUAGUCACCUGUUGACAUUCAACAGUUGCACUUUUCCUCAUUAUCAACACCUUUAGAGCUACCAUUGAUGAGAAUCAAUAUUAGAGGGCAGCAAUUCUCUUCCUAUUUCUGAAAUAGCCAUCUACCACCCAUAAGGCAGACAGCAGGAGUGUGAUUAAAUAUUUCUCACUUGCAUAAGUACAGCUCCUAUGACACUCAAGAAGCUUUCCAUCUCCUGCCUGCAUGAUUGCCCCUUUUCACUACUUUCAUCGCUGGCACAAAUUUAGUCCCUUCUAAACCUGGUCCCACCUAAAAGAACAGGGCAAUAGGUUCGUGGGAUCACUGCAAAUUCUGUAAAACCCACGCCAUCCGAUUAAGAAAUAUAUUAUCCCUUACAGCAUUAAGGUGUCCCUUCAUCCUGAGGACUGAAGCCAUUCAAGAAGAUAGCUCUUCACCGCCAACAAUUCAAGGUGAACUAGGAAUGGGGAAUAAAUGCUGGACCAGCUGGUCUCUCUCACAUCCCACAGACAAAUGUGGAUAAGUAGUUGUGAUCUAGAAUAUUCUGUAUGAAAGAGUGGUGAAGAGAGAUUCAAUAGUAGUUUUCAGAAAGGAAUGUAUAGGUCUUUGGAGGGGUGGCACUAAAGAGUGAAAUAGGCAGGGUAGGUUUGAUGGGCCGAAUGGCCUUUGUGCCUGGGAAUCGCUGAUGCUCUGCAGCUCAUUGUGGGAUUGACACCAGUGGGCAGUCCUCCUGACACUAGGGGGCAGUCCUCCUCACACCGGGGCUGACGACCUGAGGUUCCUCUUGCAGCCUCACCGGUAUCAUUGGCGUUCCCGACGUGGACCAAUAGACGAGCCAGAUCCCACCAUCCGCCCGCCCCCCCCUCGGGGUGGGCCAAUCGGCGAGAGAGGCGCCGGUGGAUCGGUGGUGACGUGGACCAAUCGGUGGUCGCCGCGUUCUUGAGGGGCUUGAUCCCGGAGCCGGUGAGGGAGCGCGAGGGAGAGACGGACAGAGACAGAGAGACCGGGUGAACCUUUACAAUGGGUAGCAAGAUGGAACUGUCAGUUUGGAUGAUGUUAUGUUUCACCCUCGCACACGUGGUCUUACACACUGAUUCGGUAGCAGUGAUGUCCGUGGAUUUGGGCAGUGAAUGGAUGAAGAUUGCCAUUGUGAAGCCAGGAGUGCCCAUGGAGAUUGUCUUAAACAAAGAAUCGAGGAGGAAAACUCCAGUUGCUGUUGCUUUAAAAGAAAAUGAGCGACUCUUUGGGGACAGUGCAAUAGCCAUGGCGGCAAAGAACCCCAAAGUCGUGGCUCGCUACUUGCAGGAUCUACUUGGGAAGCGAAUGGAAAACCCACAGGUGGAGCUGUACAGGAAGCGUUUCCCUGAACAUCAGCUGGUGGCAGCUGAUCAACGGGGGACAGUGAUAUUCAAAUUUUCAGAUGAAUUGUAUUAUUCCCCUGAGGAGAUCCUAGGGAUGGUACUGAAUUACUCAAGAACCUUGGCUCAGGACUUUGCAGAGCAGCCUAUUAAGGACCUCGUAAUCACUGUGCCAGCAUACUUCAAUCAGGCAGAGAGGCGGGCGGUCAUACAUGCUGCUCAGAUGGUGGGUCUGAAGGUCCUUCAACUCAUCAAUGAUAACACAGCUGUGGCCUUGAACUAUGGUGUGUUUCGGAGGAAGGACAUUAACGCCACAGCCCAGAACGUGAUGUUUUUUGACAUGGGUUCAACCAGCACCACUGCCACUGUUGUAACUUAUGUAACAACUAAAACAAAGGAUUCGGGAACGCAGCCCCAGCUCCAGAUUCGAGGGACCGGGUUUGAUCGGAAUCUAGGUGGUUUUGAGAUGGAACUUCGUCUGCAGGAUUACCUAGCAGAUCUCUUUAACGCUCAGAAGAAGACUCCCAAAGAUGUCCGCCAGCACCCACGAGCGAUGGCGAAGUUGUGGAAGGAAGCAAAUCGUGUGAAAACAAUAUUGAGUGCGAAUGUAGAUCAUAUGGCACAGAUUGAGGGACUGCUUGAUGACAUUGACUUCAAGGCCAAAGUAACAAGGCAGAAGUUUGAGGAGCUGUGCAGUGAUCUUUUUGAGAGAGUUGCAGAACCUGUACAUCAAGCUUUAAAAGCGGCUGAGUUGAAAAUGGAAGACAUUGAUUAUGUGAUCCUGGUGGGCGGAGCAACACGUGUUCCCAAAGUGCAGGAGUUCUUGCUGAAAGCUAUUGGAAAGAAGGAGUUGGGAAAGAAUAUAAAUGCAGAUGAGGCGGCAGCAAUGGGAGCAGUGUAUCAGGCUGCAGCUCUCAGUAAAGCCUUCAAAGUCAAGCCCUUCUUUAUUCGUGAUGCAGCCAUUUAUCCCAUUCAGGUUGAAUUUACACGAGCAAUUGAAGAGGAUGGUGUGAAAAGCAUUAAACACAACAAACGUGUGCUAUUCCAGAGAAUGUCUCCAUAUCCUCAACGCAAAGUGAUCACCUUCAACCGCUACUCCGAUGACUUUGAGUUCUUUGUGAAUUAUGGGGAUUUGAACUUCCUCAGUGACAGUGAUCUCAGUAUCUUUGGAUCAUUAAACUUGAGCACGGUUCAAUUGAGUGGCAUCGGUUCAAGUUUUCAGAAGCAUUCAGAUAGCGAAUCUAAAGGGAUUAAGGCCCAUUUUAACAUGGACGAAAGUGGAAUACUGUCACUGGACAGAGUGGAAGCUGUGUUCGAGAGGGUGCAGGAUGGGGAACCUGAGGAAGAAUCCACCCUGACUAAGCUCGGGAACACCAUUUCUAGUUUGUUUGGAGGUGGAAGCUCUGAAACAGAUGGGAAGGAGAACUUGACUGAAGCUGUGCAGGAUGAAGAGGAGGCUACAAGUAAAACUGAGAAGGACUAUCAGGAAGAACCAGAAACUGCAAAAGAGAAGGGAAUUCCCACUGAGGAGAGCAGCAAGUCUGAGGAGCAAAGCAAAGCAGAACCUAAUGAAGAGAAAGGAGAUCAACCUGAACCAGGAGAGGACACGGCCAAAACAGGGACACCCGAAACUCUGGAUAAAAAAGUCGAGGAUGUUGGGAAAGCGGACAUGAAAGAUCCAGAAUCGAAUAAAACUGAGGAGGUUAAAAAGCCAAAAGGACCCAAAAGGCUGAAGAUUAGUGAGAAUGUGACUGUGGCAUUGGAAAUCCAGGACCUGCCAGAUCUGUCACAAGAGGAAAUGAGCAAGUCUCAAAAAAAGCUUCAGGAUCUUACAGACAGAGACCUCCAAAAACAAGAGCAUGAAAAGAUGGCCAAUUCAUUAGAAGCUUUCAUCUUUGAAACACAGGACAAGCUGUACCAGGAUGAGUAUCAGGCAGUUUCAACACAAGAUGAGCGUGACCAAAUCUCGACUAAACUCAGCGAGGUCUCAAACUGGCUGGAUGAGGAUGGUUAUGCUGCCAGCACGCAGGAACUAAAAACGAAGCUCUCUGAGUUACGGAAGAUGUGCAAAGAACUCUUCUUCAAAGUAGAAGAGAGGAGGAAGUGGCCGGAUCGCCUUGCUGCACUGGAUAGCAUGCUCAAUCACUCCACUAUCUUCCUCAAGGGUGCUCGACUCAUUCCGGAAGCUGAUCAGAUUUUCACAGAAGUGGAGUUAAACACACUGGAAAAGGUCAUCACUGAGACAACUAAAUGGAAAAAUGAGACUGUGGAAGAGCAGAAUAAGCUGCCGUCCACCCAGAAACCCAUCCUCCUUGCCAAGGACAUUGAGGCAAAGCUUGGUCUACUAGACCGAGAAGUAAAAUACUUACUAAACAAAGCAAAAUUCGCCAAACCCAAGCUCCGGAAAGAGAAGAACACAACACAAGAGAUGAAAAAUACAACAACCGAAGACCAGAACACAACUGCUGAUAGUGAGAACAUUAUACCACCCACAAGAGAGACAGGGGAAGACACAGAGCAUGUAGAGGUGGUGAAACCUGGCGAGGCUCCACCUACAGUAAACAAAGAUCAAACCACCGUUGAGGAUGAUGAGGCAGAGAUACCAGAGGCAGAUGUAUUAGAGUCCAGUAAAGGUACAGCUGAGGGAACACUAGAAAGCAACUCAGACAAACACCCUCCAGAUGAAUUGUAACUGCUCCUGGCUGCUGCACCGGUUCUAUUUAUAUUACAUUACUUUUUAUGUAAUGGACCAGUCUGCCAUAAUUUAACAGAACGACGAUGUGUGAUUGAGAGUAGAGGUGUACAUUUCACUUUUUUUUAAAAACAAAACUGGAUUUUCCUGUGACAGACUUUGUUGGAUAAUUCUACUUGUAAAACCAAGUACAGUUCAAGUUUAAACUGCAUUGUGACCAGCAGGAGGCAGUGUUUGCAGCAAGAGGUUGACGUUCAAAGGGAUUUAAAAGCUUCAAGUUAUUGGAAGCCAAGUAUUUUUGUUCCUUGUGUGUCUUCUCCCUUCGAUUGUUAUGGUUUUUAUUUAGUUAAUGAAUGGUUAUGAAUGAACUUAUUGCACUGAAUUGAAGUAUGUUCAUUUUGCUUUAGUGUCUGCUUAGGGUAAGUUGAAUCUAUUAAAUCAAACUUUUAACAGCCCUAGUGCUCGAUACUCGGCUUUAAAAAUAAGUCGACAGAACCAUGAUAAGAUUGGUCUGUGAAAUGUUAGUGCAGGGGCAUGUCAACUCAUUAGAGUGUACUACAUCCCUGUCUUCAUACAGCCACUGUCAUGUGCAGAAUGUGUACAAGUACCUGGGCAAAGUUCUUUUUCUCUGCCUCCUGUAAAACUGCUCUGCUUUUUGUAGUCUCGAAUGUCCCCGGCUGCUACAGGUGUGCCCCAUCACCAACCAGCAGUUGCUGAUAGCAGUUGUUUCAUGAAAUGUAGGGGCCAGGAGUGUUGUCACUGGUGUCCCCAGUUCAGAAUCGGCCAUGUGUAAUGCGACACUAGUUUCUGUGAAAACUCUUGCAACAUGGACAGACUGAAAUGACUGAAUUAAUCUUGAGUGGUUUGGGCACCUGCAUGAAUUUACUUGAUGGGAAAGGAGUUUGUUAUGACUUUGCAUCCUGUUCUAAAUAUUUCCCACAAAACCCCGGUUUUUAACUCCAGUUCCUCUUGUGCGUUGUAGUCAGGCUCAAAAUCAAUCCAGUGCUUCAGUCAUCGGAGCUUCUAUCAUUAAUAAUUUUAUUCUUAAAAAUUGCUUAAAAAUGUGGAAUGAACCACUCAUGCAGACUGUAGCUGUAUUGUGUCCAGGGCAGUUAGAAAAUGGAUAUCAGGCCCCAAGUUGUCAGCAGGGAAUCACAGGCAAGACUGUAUUCAAACAUGUUACAUGGCACAGAGAUGGUAACAUUGCUUAAACUUCAUGGUUUAUUGUCAAACCCUAUGUGAUGUUCUCCAAUCUAAUUGCUGCACCAUAGGUAAUACACUGGCCUUUGAGUUAUUUUCCUAGAUAUCGGACAUUUCAGUUUUGUUUCUGGAACUGAAUGCAGACAGUGGCACUCUGCAAAUGCUCACUAGCUCAAUGACAUUGAGAAGUUGCUGCUCCAGAGGGACUGCCAGAGUGUAAUGUCGAAGCUGGCUAUCUCUCUGUAAAAUGAACCACUCCCCAUCCAUUUGAUAUUAAACAUCAUGCCAGAGAAGUUUGCUCUGUGUUUUGCUCCCAAUUUUAAGCCUGCCUCCUGCAAGUCACUAGCCAUUCUCAUCAGUCUGCUUCUGCUGUGUUUUUCUUUGUUUAGUGACUGUCUACUUGGUUUGAGUACACACUCCGAGGUUAGCUACUGGACUGGCAACUGAUCUUAAGGAGUGAGGGGUUUUCUUAAAACUGUAUAUAGUUUGCUGAGCAAAGUGAGAGUAGAGCCUGAUUUCCAGUUUAAUUUUAGGGAAAUGUGGGUCUCUGCAUGUUACCCAAGACUCAUUCAGUGAGUCGCACAAAGAUUGUUACAGGGUUUUGGACUGGCCUGUACUGAAGCUUCAGCAAAUUAAUGGUUGUAUUGUCGUUCCGUUAUUGAGUAGGAUUCCCUCUGUUGGAGUGAGUUUUUUUUUCUUUUGAAUAUCUAAUUUAAAAAGUAGAUUUCAACAAAAUAAAUUUCUAAUCUAAUAAUGAGUUCGGUCCAGCAGCCAAUGGAGGUGUUGAGAGGUACAAAUGAAUGUUGGGACUUGAUGUGAAAAGGGACCAGGUUUCUAUCUGUGCGUUUGGUUACUGGUCUUUGUCUGAUGUUGAGAAUGUGCACCAUGUGGUGUGGAUCAGGGUCUUUUUCUGCACUUACAAUCCCUCAAAAUAAAGCAGCCAGACUCACUAAGACUCUACUGUGUCCCUACCAGUUGUGUUUAUCUGCUCUGUUGUUCCCUCUGUCCAAUAAAAUGUUGAUAUAUUUUUCUGAAUUUGUCAUCAGCUGACUGUGUGUCCUGGGCCUUCUGUUUCUAUCUAAGCUUAGCUCAAGUGCUAUGUAAGUGAGACUGCUCUCAAUCUUACACCUUUACUUUCUAACAAUCUUCACCCUGCCCUCCUCAAAAAGAGCUGUCAGACCUUUAGGGGAUUGGAUGUGUAACUCCUCUUCCUAAACCCACGUGGAGAUACCAUGUUGGGAGAGGCAGGUUUAGUGUCUGCUGGUCAACCUGCUGUGUUACUUUUGCUUCAGGAAUUUUCUUGUGUGCAGAGUCAUCAAUCGGUUGGGAAUUUUCUGAGUAGAAGUUAUUAGUUCUUUCUCAAACAUAAGCUGCCUUUAAAUUGGCUUCAGUAUUACAACGAGAACCUCGUUGAAUUUCCCACUUUGCGUUUGAUUUACCUCUUGUCUUGGAUUGUGAUUUUUAAAAAUUUGUACUAAAAUGGGUAAGGAUGAACUGUAUUGUUUCUCAUUACUGACCAUGAAUUCCUCCACUAACAGCUGGCAAUGAGUGAUCCUUAUAGCCCAGCAUUAACUUUCACACAGCUCCACCUAAUGACUGGUUCUUCCUUCAAUGCUCUUCAUUCUGUUACUGUGUAAGUGAACACAUCUCAACUGUCAGGGGAAAUAAAUUUGACCAGGAGAUUGAGAACAAGGCACAUGUAGGGAUAGCCCGUUUACUUCAUCCGUCCAAAAUGUUAACGUUUGAUCUCACUGUUAAACCAUUAAGCACACACACCUAUAUUGCGGUCUCUGUUUUAAAUCCUUGUUCAGGUGUUCAUCCCAACUUUGGAUCACGAGUACAGCGUGAAGACUAUAUUGCUGCUUUAUGUAAAGUAUUUUCUGAAUGUAAAAUAAGUUUCUGUUGAGUCAGGAAGAGAAUGAGACACUUGUUGCUUUUCAGACUUGUUCUGCCAGGUAUGGUGAGCCAAUGGGCAGCAUCAUGGUCAGCUACUCUUCUCUCAAAGUUGUGACUUAGGGGACUCCUCAUACCAGGAAAUCUGUCUGGGGAAGGAGGGAUUAUUCUGAUCACUUAUGUAAACUCGUACUAAGCUUACGGUAAUGUGCCAUCUAAAGGGCUCCAGUCUAAUGGAGCAAUUGUCCUAUUAAUAAAAUUCAACUUAAUUUUUUUAAAACUUAA
Chiloscyllium plagiosum (whitespotted bambooshark) is the source of this 7509-nucleotide messenger RNA. RefSeq names its product hypoxia up-regulated 1 (gene hyou1). Gene Ontology annotation, cellular component: endoplasmic reticulum chaperone complex. Lineage: Eukaryota; Metazoa; Chordata; Chondrichthyes; Orectolobiformes; Hemiscylliidae. The record is from RefSeq and is a predicted model, not a curated record. Gene Ontology annotation, biological process: negative regulation of hypoxia-induced intrinsic apoptotic signaling pathway; endoplasmic reticulum unfolded protein response. Gene Ontology annotation, molecular function: ATP-dependent protein folding chaperone; ATP binding.